Messenger RNA from Pelodiscus sinensis (Chinese soft-shelled turtle), 2438 nucleotides. Lineage: Eukaryota; Metazoa; Chordata; Testudines; Trionychidae. The record is from RefSeq and is a predicted model, not a curated record.
CUGAACUAUGUUUUAACUUUAACUGCAAAUAUGAUAACUAAUGUUUUCCUCUAUUCUCCCAUUUAUUUUGUAGAUCAGGGAACAGAGAAACAUGAAGGAACAGUUACUUCCUCUGGGAUUACUGAUCAGGAAAAGGAGUUGUCAAGUAGUGCACUGCAAGCUUUCAUUGCUGGGAAUUAUGAUGCUUGUCUGCAACACCUGAGCUGUUUGCAAGAAAUAAACAAAGAUGACUACAAAAUAAUUUUGAAUACAGCUGUUGCAGAGUUCUGUAAAAGUAACCAAACUACAACAGACAACUUGAGACAAACACUUAAUCAACUGAAGAAUCAGGUUCAUUCAGCUGUUGAAGAAAUGGAUGGCUUAGAUGAUGUUGAAAACAGCAUGCUUUACUACAAUCAAGCGAUUAUUCUCUAUCAUCUGCGUCAAUAUACUGAAGCAAUAUCAGUCGGAGAGAAACUUUACCAAUUUAUAGAACCUUUUGAAGAGAAAUUUGCCCAGGCUGUGUGUUUCCUGCUCGUAGACCUGUAUCUGCUAACUUUUCAAGCUGAGAAAGCCUUGCAUCUGCUUUCUGUUUUGGAAAAAAUGAUUUCACAGGGCAACAACAAUAACAAAAAUGGAAAAAACAAUGAGAUAGGUAAUAACACAAGUAAGGAGUUAUCUAAUCAAAGAGCUGAAAGUGGAGCUUUAAUCGAAGCUGCAAAAUCUAAAAUACAUCAGUAUAAAGUGAGAGCCUAUAUUCAGAUGAAGUCUCUAAAAGCAUGUAAAAGGGAGAUCAAGUCAGUUAUGAAUACAGCUGGAAAUUCUGCUCCUUCUCUCUUUCUUAAGAGCAAUUUUGAAUACUUGAGGGGUAAUUAUCGGAAAGCAGUUAAACUAUUAAACAGCUCAAACGUUGCUGAACAUCCAGGAUUUAUGAAAACAGGUGAAUGCUUAAGGUGCAUGUUUUGGAACAAUCUCGGCUGCAUUCAUUUUGCUAUGGGAAAACACAAUUUAGGAAUUUUCUACUUUAAAAAGGCCCUGCAGGAAAAUGAUAAUGCUUGUGCACAACUAGGAACAGGUAGCACAGACCCAGGCAAGAAAUUUUCAGGGAGACCUAUGUGUACAUUGCUGACUAAUAAACGGUACGAGUUGCUAUACAACUGUGGAAUUCAGCUUUUACAUAUUGGGAGGCCCCUGGCUGCUUUUGAAUGCUUGAUAGAAGCUGUCCAAGUCUACCACUCAAACCCACGCCUUUGGUUGAGACUAGCAGAAUGCUGCAUUGCUGCCAACAAAGGGACAUCAGAACAAGAAACAAAAGGUCUUCCAAGCAAAAAAGGAAUUGUACAAUCUAUAGUAGGCCAGGGCUAUCAUCGUAAAAUAGUCCUUGCAUCGCAAUCAAUACAGAAUGUUGUUUAUAAUGAUGGGCAGUCCUCAGCUAUCCCUGUAGCCAGUAUGGAAUUUGCAGCAAUUUGUCUAAGAAAUGCCUUGCUGUUGCUGCCAGAGGAUCAGCAGGAGCCAAAACAGGAAAAUGGAUCUAAAACUAAUACCCAGCUCGGGGGAAGUACAGAGAACAAUGAAAGCAGUGAAGCAUGCAGCAGUAAAAGUCAUGAAGGAGAUAAAUUCAUUCCAGCUCCACCUUCUUCACCUCUGAGAAAACAGGAAUUAGAAAAUUUAAGGUGCUCAAUACUAGCCUGCAGUGCUUAUGUUGCUCUGGCUUUGGGCGAUAACCUUAUGGCUUUGAAUCAUGCGGAUAAACUUCUUCAGCAGCCAAAGCUGUCAGGAUCUCUUAAGUUUCUUGGCCAUUUGUAUGCUGCAGAGGCCCUCAUCUCUCUAGACAGAAUCUCUGAUGCCAUUACUCACUUGAACCCUGAGAAUGUGACUGAUGUUUACUUGGGGAUCUCCUCAAACGAGCAAGAUCAAGGGUCAGACAAAGGAGAAAAUGAGGUGAUGGAAUCUUCUGGCAAGCAGACACCCCAGUGUUAUCCCAGUUCAGUCACUUCUGCACGAACAAUGAUGUUGUUUAACCUCGGCAGUGCUUACUGCUUGCGAAGUGAAUAUGACAAAGCUCGCAAGUGUCUUCACCAGGCUGCUUGUCUGAUCCAUCCCAAAGAAAUUCCCCCAGAGGCUAUUCUACUGGCUGUCUAUCUUGAACUUCAGAAUGGCAACACUCAACUGGCACUGCAGAUCAUCAAAAGAAACCAGCUUCUCCCUUCAGUGAAAACACACCCUGAUAUGCGAAAGAAGCCAGUAUUUCAGCCAGUCCACCCUGUCCAGCCCAUUCAGAUGCCAGCUUUCACCACUGUCCAAAGGAAAUGAAGGACGGAUUGCACUGACAGGCCCUGUGGAGGAGGGCUUGUGAGUUUGUAUAUUUUUUUAAACUGUGUCUCAGACACUUGAAUACCAGGCAUAUUGGAAUGUGCUGGCUUGUGUACAUUUUUAAUAAAAAACAUUUCAAUGAAAAA